Molecule: messenger RNA, 3031 nt
Organism: Elgaria multicarinata webbii
Lineage: Eukaryota; Metazoa; Chordata; Lepidosauria; Squamata; Anguidae
Product: E3 ubiquitin-protein ligase MARCHF5-like
Exons: 7
Coding region: 210-1106 (298 amino acids)
Biological process (GO): protein polyubiquitination; regulation of mitochondrial fission
Cellular component (GO): mitochondrial outer membrane
Molecular function (GO): zinc ion binding; ubiquitin protein ligase activity
Source: RefSeq, a predicted model, not a curated record
CAGAGGGGCAGCCGCGGAGGCCGGAUCGUGCCUCGGGUGAGCCGAGCGACCUUCCUGCGCAGCGCUCUCCCGGAUCAUCCUGCGGCGCGCGUGGCGCGUUCCCACGUAGCUAUGGAACCCGCGGGACGCCUCCGGGCUUGCUAACGCGAGUUCUCCAGGGGGCCGAAUCUUCAGCGGUGGUUCUCGCGCAGAGAUCGUUGGACGGGGCGAUGGCAGAAGCGGCGGCGGCCGGAGAGACAUCGGAGAGGCAUUGCUGGGUCUGCUUUGCCACCGAGGGCGACGACCGUUCAGCCGAGUGGGUCUGCCCGUGCCGUUGCAAAGGUUCCACCAAAUGGAUCCACCAGGCCUGCCUCCAGCGGUGGCUGGAUGAGAAGCAGAAAGGCAACAGCACAGGCAGUGUGAGCUGCCCGCAAUGCGGCACGGAGUAUCACAUCGUCUUCCCCAAACUAGGGCCCCUGGUAUAUUUCCUGCAGCAAGUGGACCGGGUACUCUCCAAAGUCAGCCCCUUUGCAGCUGCCAGCAUCGUGGUGGGGACGCUGUACUGGUCAGCCGUCACUUAUGGGGCCGUCACCGUGAUGCAGGUGGUGGGCCAUAAGAAGGGACUGGAUGUGAUGGAGAGGGCGGACCCCCUCUUCUUGCUCAUGGGCCUCCCCACCAUCCCCGUCAUGCUGGUGCUUGGGAAGAUGAUCCGAUGGGAAGAUUAUGUGCUGCGGGUCUGGCGGAAAUAUUCCAGCAAGCUCCAGGCCCUGCAAGCCUUGGUACCAGGGGCCAGCCGUCCGGUGCUGCAGGUCCCUUUGGCCGAGUCACGCUACCAGAGUGACCAUCUGUCCAUCUCACGCACGCUCUGUGGGGCUUUAAUCUUUCCGACCAUCGCCAACCUGGUUGGCAGGGUCACCUUCCGCCGAGUGAACUCCAGCCUCCAGCGAACCAUCCUGGGCGGCAUCGCUUUCGUUGCCAUCAAGGGAGCCCUGAAGGUCUACUUCCGCCAGCAGCAGUACUCCAUCCAAGCCAACCGGCGCAUUCUCAACUUUGUGGAGAAGGGGGAGACGGAGAAGGACUCUGCGCAGCUCGACGAGGACAGCGGCAGUGAAGCGGGGCUCAGCUAGGCUGGUGGCUUAAUUGCAGGCUGGCAGAGUCACCUCGCCCUGUGCUGCCCGGUUUCUUCUCCGUGCUCAUUUUGAAUCCUGUGUGGCUCUGUUCUCUAACCUCUUUUAAAAAAAGAAGAAGAAGAAGCCAAGAUCUAAAUAAACCGAAAGAUUUCCAUUGUAAGCAUCCUCUUUCCAAUGUGGGGAUUGAUAGUACUGCUUUGCUUUGCUUAUUUAAAGUCAGUGUUUCUUUAUAUUGCAUUUGCCUCCUCCGUGGAGGUCAGGAUGUCACGCGGGACAUCCCUGCCGCGGUGGGCUGAAAGCUGAUGGCCCAAAGCCACUGUGGGGAACUCCAUGUCUGAGCAGAGAUUUGAACUCGUGACUCGUCAGUCUAUGUCCAUCAGUGUUCCUUAUGCUGAAUUGGCUUAUUGCUGUGAAACCAGAAGGGUGUCAAAUGGAAAUGGAUGAAUUCUUCUAGGACAGCCUUUCUCCCCUGGUACUCAGCUUAGAAUCCUAGGUUAGAAUCCUAGGGGAUUCUGGGAGUUGUAGUCUCCAGAGGACAUCAGGUUGGGAAUGACUGCUCUAGACAAAGGGCUGGUAGGGCUCAGGUUUUUCUGGAAACACCACUUUCUGAUUUAGGAAACCUUGUUUCCUAAAUCCCUGAUGCACAAAGACGUUCAGUCUGUACUUCCUAAGGGGUGAGGAAAAUCCACUCUGCAUCUGCUCAGGGGCACCUCUUUUUGCCCUUCAAUCAGUCACAACUUAUCCAAAUUGGCACCUGAACAGCAAGCAGUCCUGUAUAUGCAGUAAACAGAGAAAAAGCCACCAUGACUAAAUAGAGAUUAUUAUAAAUUUUUUACACAAUCUAUUUUUUUUAAAUUAUCCACAGCAUAUUUGCAACAUGCUGAUUGCAUGCAAAGGAUGCAAAACACACAAUCACAUAACCUGAACUAACUAUAUAGCGAUUUGUUUGAGGGACUGACCAUCUUCCAGGCACUAACUUGAUCAUGAUAAAACGUACCACCAGCUUGUUAACAUCAAACUGCCAGGGUCACGAAAGCGAGAGACAAUGUGCCACAGCAGUUAAGAGCACAGGCCUGUGUGCGUUUAGACAUGCUGGCUGGGGAACGCCGGGGAUUGUGGGGCUUUUUUUUCCUGUCUCAAGAUUGCAUAGGGUUGCACCCAGGGGAGAGCAAUCCCAGGGUCCCAGGAUUUCUCGGAUUCUUCCUCCCGAAGCCGUAGACGCUGCUAUAGCUUUGAGAGGGAGACUUAAAGAUCUUAAGUCUCCCUCACAAAGGAGGCCCUUCCUCACUUCUCCUUGCAGCUGUGGUGGAAAGAAUCACUGCGCCUGCCAGGGGGCGAGGAGAAGAAAGGAGAGACCUGGAUACAAAAAAAAGCCUACGGCCUCUCCAGUUCCUGGCCUCCCCCCUCCCACAAGCGUGCCUCCGUUAGGCGGACUCAAAGGCCCAUUUGGAAGAAAAAUGUUUAAAAGAAGAAGAGAGCGGUGAAAAUGCCCUCCGUCACUCCUCUCAGCUUGGUGGCAGCAGCCGGCCGGGCAUGAGAUACCUGGAAGUCUCCGAAAUCGGAAGCUUCCUUCCAGCAGGUGUCAGCCUGACAAGGUUGCGCUCUAAAAGUAUGAGAUGAAAUUCCUGCUCAGCCAUGAAGCCCUCACAGUCUAGGCUACCUCACAGGGUUGCGGUUAGGAUAAAAUGGAGUGGAGCAAGCCGUGUACGAUUUGCCUUGGGCAGGAGAAAAACACAAUAGGUAAAAGACACACUUAUCCACCACUGCAUUAGACUUGACACCCUGGUUUGACUGGCUUCUACUGUGUACGAUGCAAUGGCUGUGGCCAUCCUGCCCGUCACAUCUCCUAGCAAAUGCUUGAUUUUCACCAUUGCUGUUGGGUGUUUUCCAAUUUGCUAAUAAAGGAUAUGGUCUUAAGUCUC